UAUUUUCCCGGUUAUAUUUAAGGAAUUGCAAAACCUGAUAUCAGUAUUCAAGGUAGAGUGUUACUUUGCUGAAAGUUUGCUUUAAAAAAAAGAUCGAGAUGGGUGAGGAAGAUGUUGCAGCUUUAGUUAUUGACAAUGGAUCCGGAAUGUGCAAGGCCGGAUUUGCCGGGGACGAUGCUCCUAGAGCUGUGUUUCCCUCCAUUGUCGGACGCCCAAGACACCAGGGUGUGAUGGUUGGUAUGGGACAGAAGGACAGCUAUGUUGGAGACGAAGCCCAGAGCAAGAGAGGUAUCCUUACCCUCAAGUACCCAAUUGAACACGGUAUCGUCACAAACUGGGAUGACAUGGAGAAAAUCUGGCAUCACACCUUCUACAAUGAACUCCGUGUGGCCCCAGAAGAACACCCCGUCCUCCUAACUGAGGCACCGCUCAACCCCAAAGCCAACAGAGAAAAGAUGACACAGAUCAUGUUUGAGACCUUUAACUCUCCCGCCAUGUACGUCGCCAUCCAGGCCGUACUGUCCCUGUACGCUUCCGGUCGUACAACCGGUAUCGUACUCGACUCCGGAGAUGGUGUUUCCCACACUGUCCCAAUCUAUGAAGGUUACGCCCUUCCCCACGCCAUCGUGAGAUUGGAUCUCGCUGGACGUGAUCUGACCGAUUACCUCAUGAAAAUCCUUACGGAACGUGGUUACUCUUUCACCACCACAGCCGAGAGAGAAAUCGUCAGAGACAUCAAGGAGAAACUGUGCUACAUUGCUCUAGACUUUGAAUCUGAAAUGCAGACAGCUGCUUCAUCCUCAUCUCUAGAGAAGAGCUAUGAACUUCCCGACGGUCAGGUCAUCACCAUUGGCAACGAGCGAUUUAGAUGUCCAGAGGCCAUGUUCCAGCCAUCCUUCCUUGGAAUGGAAUCAUCUGGUCUCCAUGAAACCACAUACAACAGUAUCAUGAAAUGUGAUGUUGAUAUUCGCAAAGACUUGUACGCUAACACGGUAUUGUCUGGUGGUUCCACCAUGUUUCCCGGUAUUGCUGACCGUAUGCAGAAGGAAAUUACAUCUUUAGCUCCCCCAACAAUGAAAAUCAAGAUCAUUGCCCCACCUGAGAGGAAAUACUCCGUCUGGAUCGGUGGUUCCAUCCUUGCUUCUCUCUCCACCUUUCAGCAGAUGUGGAUCAGCAAACAGGAGUACGACGAAUCCGGUCCAUCGAUUGUACACAGGAAGUGCUUCUAAAUGUUUUUUUUGUUGAUGCAAGAGCUUCAAAUUUAAUCAUAUAUAAAAAGACUUAUUUUAAAGUGUUAUUAGUCUCAUACAAGUGAAACUGAGAGGACUAUAGACUUAUUGCUGCCUUUCUGACUGUCAAUUAUUUUGUCAAAACUUUGUUUUCCAGACGUUUUAUUUCGUUAUGGUAUAGUAAAUUGAUUUGAAACUCUGUGUAGCUUUAUAGUAAGAAACUACAGAUCAAGUAUACAUUUUAUUAAAAUUUGAUCGAAGAAGUAAAAUUAAUUUUAAGCCAUUGGGUUCUUGUACUAAUCGGUUUCGUUCUAUAAAAAAUCUUUACGCAAAAAUUCUCGAAACCUAUAUACAUCUAACACAUAAUUAUAAAAACGACAAUUGCAUGUUUAAAAUAUCGGGUGCUGGUACGAAACAUGUGUUGAAAUGUUUAUGCAAUGUUCUCAGAAUGCUUGUUUAUAUUUGCUUAUUUUUUUAAACUUCAUAAUGUUUUUGCUUACAUAUAAAUAUAAAGUUUAUAAAUUACAACUUUUUUUAUUAUUUUUUUAGGUUACUGUCGAUAAUGACAGUUUCUUUCAUUAUGUCAAUGCCGCUUUGAUAAGUUUGGUUACCAUUGCCAACUUUCAUAAAAUAAACAGUUUUGAGAUUUUAACUACAUGUUUAACCUAUUCAAAUGUUUGAUUUAAUUAUUACAUUUUUCAAUGGUUCUAAAGAAACACAUGUAAAAAAGUAUAGUUGACUGUCGUCAAAAUGCUCUGAAAACGACGUCAAAGUUGCAGCAUUGUAAACGCAUCUUUAUUUUCUGUUUCUUUUUUUUCUGUGUCUGUGUUGUGUUUUCUGCAUAACUAGAGUCUGGCUUUGUUUUGAUACCACGAUUAAUACUUUUUUCAGUCAAAUAUUACAUUUUGAUUUAAAAAAUAUACAUUUGAUAUAUGAAAUAUAAACAUGUAACGUCAAUAUCUACACAUUUCGAGCGCGUAAUAUUGCACACAAGUUGAUGCUGAGACGUCACAAAAUUGCUGCUUUUGCAUCCGCUAUGAAACUUAAACACCACAUUUUACAUUCUAGUGUGUGAUGAAAUGGGAAAUUGGGAAAUCAGUUUUGUUUUU
Messenger RNA from Magallana angulata, 2338 nucleotides. RefSeq names its product actin-like. Lineage: Eukaryota; Metazoa; Mollusca; Bivalvia; Ostreida; Ostreidae. Bases 99 to 1229 code for a protein of 376 amino acids. The transcript is spliced from 2 exons. The record is from RefSeq and is a predicted model, not a curated record.